ACGUCACUACUUCCACAACAACAAGAAGCUGAAAAACAAGGAAGUGAAUGAUUGUGAAGCCGUAACCUGUUAUAAGGCCGUGAAAAGAUACGCAGAGCUCCGUUUUAAUCUGAUAUUCCUCAGUCUCCGGAUCAUACAAGAACAAUGAACAACAAAGGUUCAUAUCCACAGCAGGCUGUGUACCCUCAGCAGAGCACUGCACCUGUAUACCCUCCUGCUAUGCAAAUGUCUCCUCAGGCACCUCCAUACACAGACACACCACCUGCAUAUUCUGAGAUAUACCAGCCCAGAUAUGUGCUUCCACCUCAGGUGCCUGGUCAGGUGCCCCAGAUGUCAUCUCCCUACCCUGGUGCUCAGGUGUUUAUGCCCAUGCAGCCACAUAUGCCUGUCGGGCCAGUGGGCCAGAAUGUCCCCAUGGCUUACUACCACAUGGGAGCUGUGUACCCUGCUGGUUCAACAGUGAUGGUGGAGGGCGGCUAUGAUGCUGGUGCUCGCUUCACAGCAGGCAGCGGUGUUUCCAUCCCCCCCCCACCUCCUGGACACCCCCCCAAUGCAGCUCAGUUGGCUGCCAUGCAGGGUGCCAAUGUUGUAAUGACACAGCGCAAGAAUAACUUCUUCCUGGGUGGAUCCAAUGGAGGUUAUACCAUCUGGUAACAGCAACUCUUCAACUCCUCUUCCAUGCCUAAACCGUGUCCCCAUCCCAAAUGAUGCCCCAGUUCUAUCCCAUCCCAUACGCCUCCCUCUUCAGGCUGCUUGGCCAUGCCACAAUACUGAUAUCACCUAACGGAAUGUAAUAUUUUAGAGCCCUCAUGAAAGGUACAGUACUCCACUUCUGACCUAGAGAUCAAAUGAUGAAUACCACUGCCUGGAGAGGACAAAUGCAAAUUUUUAAUGUCAUAGAAUUCAUUCCAUGAUUCUUCAUUGGGUCUAACCUCUUUGGUCAUUCCAGAUUGGACCUCUUAUAGGAACCUGUAGUUGUUUAAGAGACCUGGUCUCCUUUUGAUCGAAUGGAUUACAAAUUACGUUCAGAUGUUCUUGUAUACCUGUAAAGCUACGUAAAUGAAAUGUUUAAAUAUCAGACCCGUAUUCUAUAGUUUAGCUGCUUAAUGGUGAAAGUGAAAUGCAGUUACAAAGUUGCAGUGAAAGCACUAAAAAAAAGAAAUCCCCACUUGUCUUUUUUGAAAACGUUUAGUGUAGUUAAAUUAAUAGGUGUGUACUAGUUCCAUGUAAAUACCAGUAUGCUGAUGAUGAUGAGAAAUUACAUCUCAACUAUACGAGAAAAAAAAAAAGAAGCAUCUUGAAUACUUUUAGCUAGCAUUGUCUUGUCCUUUACACAGUAUCCAAAAUACCAUGGCAGAUUUGUUGCACACUGAACUGUCUUAUCUGACAGAUUGUUGCAUUUAAAUCACUUGUAAAUUAAAUAAAUUAAACUAAAGCAAAUAAUUCAAGAAAAGAUUUCAUGCAAUAUACAAAGUGGUUUACUGUACCUUGCUGGGCAACUUGUAGAUGAACAUAGUCAAGUGCCAAAGAGCACUGGGGAUAGCCCUAAUUUAAAGUAAAUUAACUUCAGUAAACUUAAAGGAAAGAAAUUUAAAGUAAAUCCAAAUAGUAAGUUGAAUGGGAAGGGGUGGUUGGUGUAACAUUUUAGAUUUUUUUGUCUCCUGUUUCUAUUCCACAGUCGGAUACCCAGAGUUUAUACACUAAAUGUUUUAUUGUACGGAUUUCAAGAAUUACCCUCCAUUGUUUCUCUUUGUCUUUUUCACAGAGUAUUAUUUGGUAUCAUCAAGUAUUUAUUCACGGUAGAAGAAUGUCACCUUUGUGAUAGCAUUAGUUUCUAGUCAACAUUUUUAAAGGUUUAGGAGACUUUAUUAAAUAUUUUGGUGUUUCUUUAUGUCCUUCAUUACUUUUCUACAUUUAAGUGAUUUACAUGAGUAGUUAGGCAGAUACAUUUUUAAGUAUAACCAAUGAGCUGGUUGUACCAAAGAUUUGGUCUACAAUGCACGUAUGUUUGGUUGUGACUAGAAAUUUGAAAUGUCACAAUUUAAAAGCAAACAUAUCAUCAAAUCAGCAGUUAUGAGUUUGUUGGAACCUAGACCUUCAGUCUGACAUGACUGCAAUUGUUGUGUUAAUGUCACUUUAUGUGGGUUAAUUGCAUCUUUUAAGUCGUUGCAUAUUUUUGCACCUUUGCUAUGUGAAAAUCUGAUUAAAUACUUUUUAUCUGAGAUGCACUGCUAAGCAAAUCUGAGUGGUUGCACACAAGGGGCUACUCCUCUUUUUUUGUUUGUUUUUUUUAAAUUCUGUUUUCCUGACUUUUUAAAGAAAGCUGUGAGAUUUUGGAACAUUUUUAAAUUCAUCAAGUGUAGUCCAUUUGAAAGGAAUGUCAAGAUGUGUCGUGUUGUUCAGUAGCCUGAAAGUGUAUGCAAACUUUUGCAAUGAGGCUAUAUCACUGUCAGCAUAAUUGUUCAUUUACAAGACAUUUUUGUGCUGCUAAUUAAACGUCUUUAGAAUCUUUAUAUGUAGACAUCAUUUAUCACAUUAUCUUGCAAAACGUAAACAAGGUUUGUGAAACUAGGUAAGUUAGUAUGGGUACCAUAAACGUACAUAAUCAUUUUGGUGUCUGGAAGCGUCAAUGUGUCUGGGUAUCCGACAUACCAUAUCAAGUUUUAACAGCUGUGGCCACCAGAAAACAAAUGCUGUUGCUCUCAACCAACAUUUAGGGAUUUCAGUGUUAUUGAAGUCAGAAAGACCAGCCGUCUGGAAACGUGCUUCAUUCAUCUGAUGAACCCCCCCCUCUUCGCAGCUCCUACACAAAGCUUCUAUACAAGACGUGACUGUCGUGUCACCUGUGUAUUUAAAAUGGCUCAAUAUUCACUCACGCUGCCAUUUCAUACAGCUUUGCUGGGGAAAAGGCCACAGCUAUCAAAGCUUUUAAAAUAUGAUUAAAAUUUUUUUUUUUUUUCCCCCAUCUCUGCUCUGAUUGUUUGUAAAGCAGCAUAAUGGUGGCUUUGUCUCAGCAAUAUGAAGUACUGUAAACUAUAGCUGACCAGUAGAUGCUAUGCCAACCACAGCCAGCAAAUGGAUUACCCUUUGUUGAAGGAUUAUGGACAUUUAUAGUUCAGGGAUUCUCUUUACAAUAUUUUGUAAAAAUAGAUGUAUGUACUAAAGUGAUGUGACAGACUUUGGUACACGUUCUAUCUUUUAAGAUUACUAAAGGAGAUGAGUGUCAAAGAUGGAAUACUUUGGGAAAAAAAGAACUUAGGUGCACUUAACUUUUUUAUACUAAACUUAAAAUUUAAAAUGUAAGUUUAGAAUAAAGGUUAUUUUGGAAAUUUGAAAU
Micropterus salmoides (largemouth bass) is the source of this 3337-nucleotide messenger RNA. RefSeq names its product DAZ associated protein 2 (gene dazap2). The record is from RefSeq and is a predicted model, not a curated record. NCBI's taxonomy places the organism in Eukaryota, Metazoa, Chordata, Actinopteri, Centrarchiformes, Centrarchidae.